Molecule: messenger RNA, 2474 nt
Organism: Acanthopagrus latus (yellowfin seabream)
Lineage: Eukaryota; Metazoa; Chordata; Actinopteri; Spariformes; Sparidae
Product: pro-opiomelanocortin-like
Exons: 3
Coding region: 1164-1871 (235 amino acids)
Biological process (GO): neuropeptide signaling pathway
Cellular component (GO): extracellular region
Molecular function (GO): neuropeptide hormone activity
Source: RefSeq, a predicted model, not a curated record
UGAACAUGUUACUGCGUUUAAUUCUUGCUUCAUGCUCCUUUAAGACUUCGUGAAGGCAGGUUGGAUGCACACUUUUUGGAUGCUGCUGAGUACUAUGAGAGGAAAACAGAUUAAUCAGUGUCUUUUACAGCAGGCGGGAGUUACCACGUGCACUCCAUUAAACUCCUAUUCUUCUGUGUGGGACGUCCCUCUGUGUUGCUCUUUGAAUCUAUACACUUGUGGCAAACAGAAAAAGGAAGCUAAGUGUGUGCGGUACCGGUGUUUAAGAGGUGAAACAAAAAGAACGUGAUUUUCUUUUCAACAGAAAAGCCUUUCCUCUCACCAAGCACUCAGUAUGUGUGUGUGUGUGUUUGUGUGUGCGCGCGUCUUCUCCAUUCAUGACACCCAACCGGUGACUCAGGUCUUCCUAAUGAAGUUUCCACACAGGGUUGCAUGCACACCUUGUAAAGCAGAAUGGCAGAAAAACCAACCAAUCAGUCAAAUUGAUUAGCACACUUCACGCGAGGCACUCUCAGAGAUUAGGGCUGACCUUUUUGGGGGGAUUUAAGAGCUGUGAUUGACAAUAGUCCAGUAAUGAGGCACAGUCUGUUGCCAUCGCUAUACAAUGAUGCGAACAUCCAUUCGAGAAAUUUGUCCAAGAGACCUGCAAACGUGCCGAUAAUUGCUCGGCAAGGACAAUUGAAGGACGCCAGAGGCAGAAGCAGAAGGAAGAAGAUAGGGAGGCUAAAUUAACAACCGCUCCGCUAAUGCUUCACCUGUUGUCCUCUGACGUGAGCCACACCAUUGAUUAAAAAAAAAAAAAGCGCGUGGGUGGCCUUUUACACCGACCAUACACACAAACAAACACACAUAUACAAACACACACACACACACACACCUCCCCAUCCAGAGAGGAGCAGGAGACCCCCUCACCUUAAGCACACCCCUCAGGCCUCGAGACUCGGAGCCCCGCACCUCGUGCGUCUAUAAAAAGAGCUUUCCUCCUCUGAGGAGGCAACAGCUAAACCCUCUCAUACCGAGCGCUUCACCACAGAGCAGAGAGGAAAGCAGAAGAGGAGGGAGAGGGAUCACAGUGAGGAGUCGCCACUCUGGAAGAUCUGUGGACAGACAGAGGGAGAGAAAACAAGAGGGGAGGAAAAGAAAGCGUUUAGAAAAGGCUGAAGAUGGCGCGUCUAUGUUGGCUGUUGCUGGUGGUGAUGACGUACGUGUGCGUUCCCGGGUUUGGAUCUGAGUGCAAGGACAGCGCCAUCUGCAACAACCUGAGCAACAAGGGAAGGAUACUGGACUGUAUUCCCCUUUGCAUGUCUGGGAUCGAGCCUGAAUUACCAAAUCUCAGUGCAUCAGCCCUGAAGGCAGACACUGACAAUGACCUCUUACUCAGCAUCCUCCAGACCACCCUGGACCCUGAAAACAAGAUAUCAGAGUCCGACACGAAAGCUCAAAACGAACGCCGACGCUCCUAUUCAAUGGAGCAUUUCCGCUGGGGGAAGCCCCCUGGCCGUAAACGCCGGCCUGUGAAGGUUUUCGCUUCUUCUCUGGAGGGAGGCGGCUCGUCUGAGGGCAGCUUCCUCCCUCAGUCCCGCAGGCAGCUGAACAGUGUCGAGGAUGAGGCAAAGGAGGACCUGAACAUGGAAAGUAGUCAAAACCAGGGAUUGCUGAGGGCAGUGGUCAGCUCUAAGUCACAUGUACAGCUGAGCCCGCAGCAGAGAAAAGACGGGACCUAUAAGAUGAGUCACUUCAGAUGGGGGACCCCACCUGUCUCGAAACGAAACGGCAAAUUUAUGAAGCCGUGGGAGGAGAAACCUCUGAUUCAGCUGGCCAAGCUCUUCAGGAACAUUUUAGUCAAGGAUCUGCACAGGAUGAUGGCGUGAAUGGAGGAUGGAGAGGAGGAGGAGGAGAGUCUAAUAGCCAUUGCAUGUACCUGCAGGUCAUUUAUUUUAAAUUACAGAAACUUGUCACUAUCAUUAGCAUGUUGUUGAAUGUCUUUUCUGGACCGAAUGCUUUGUCUCAUUUCUCUAAAAACAAGAAACAAGGCGGUUUUAUGUUGAAUAGAAACAAUGAUGCACCCACACACUGCCUUGGCCUUCUUGGCCUGACUUGAAAAGCUUUCUUAGGAGUAUUUCUUUCUUGUGGGAAAUGAAAUUAUUGAUCCAGAUGUUUUGUACAAGGAUGUAAACAGAGAAUGGUAUUCCAGGGCAGGAGGUGGGUGUGAAUGAGAGUAUUUAAAAAAAAAAAAAAUCUGUCCAGUUUAUUUACAGAGUGGUAUUGUUUUUUUGUUUUUUUUCAUGUAAUAUUAAAGAUCUUUCUGGCAAACAAUAAUGGGAAUUUGAUUUAAUUUGAUGAGCACAGACUGACCGGACUAAAUGAAAAACGGCAGAGCAUAGAAUCUAAAACAAUAAUUGACAUUUUACUUGUGACAGAAGAGGAUUGCCGAUAUCUUUUAUACAGGAGGCACAUAAAAAUGACAGUAACAU